Messenger RNA from Hippoglossus stenolepis (Pacific halibut), 1215 nucleotides. Its product is annotated as protein CEBPZOS-like. The record is from RefSeq and is a predicted model, not a curated record. The coding region runs from base 370 to 606 and encodes 78 amino acids. NCBI's taxonomy places the organism in Eukaryota, Metazoa, Chordata, Actinopteri, Pleuronectiformes, Pleuronectidae. The transcript has 4 exons.
ACCAAACGGGCUUCCGUACCUAAGAGGUUUGUUGUUAGCUUACUAGCCGUUAGCAUAGGUCGUUAGCUUCUUUUAGCUGUGAUUUUCUGUUGAGCCCGUUAGCUUCUGUUAGCUGAUAGCUUCGCUUCGUAAAUAUCGUUUGUGUGAGCCGAUAGUUUAUCUUAGCCAUUAGCUUCAGUUAGCAUCUUUGAGCUGCGAGCUUCAUUCAGCUGUUAGCUCCUGUUAGCUUCAUUCAGCUGUUAGCUGCUGUUAGCUUCAUUCAGCUGUUAGCUGCUGUGCUGCUGUUAGCUGCUGUUAGCUCCUGUUAGCCAACACGAGGGCAGAGGAGCGUCGGGAACACGUGACUCUGUAUUGAACGUCGAGCUGAAGAUGUCUCCCAACCCUGUGACGAAGAGGCUGGUGAAGGCCGUGGUCGCUCUGGAGCUGCUGGGACUCUUCGGUGUUUAUGGUCUGUUCCACACGAUGAACAGCAGCAGAGAUUUCAGAAACACCGUGAACAGACGGUUUCCAUCGAUCCUAGAAGUUUACUACCAGUCCAACGAGUGGGCGGGGGUGAACGGGAUCCGAGAGGGAGACCACGAGGCCUGGUCGGCCAAACAGGACUGAAGGCCCCCCCCCUCUCUAUGAAGUCCUCAUCUACAGUCAGUUCUUCCUCUUCCUGUUCCCGAACGUCCUGGCUCCGGCCCUGGCUCCGGUCCUGGCUCCGGUCCUGGCUCGGCCGGCCGUCGUCGUCCUCUUCUUGUUGAACACGGUCUUCUUCUUCCGGAGCGUUUGGGCGUCGCGCCCCUGGAUCCAGUCGUCACGUUGAGACUCCCACUUCAACUGCUUCACACCUGCAGGGACCGAGUGUCAGACAAGACGUCAACACGACUGCUCAUUACAAACUGUGGACUGAAUCACUAGAUCCACAAUACUGCUGCUGAAGUUAAUUAAAUAAAGUUAAUUACAGCCGUUUGAAUUCAAGUCUAAAUGUGCAUUUACAGUCUUGUGACACUAAGUCCACAUUUAUAAUUAUUCAAAUGGAUGUUUCAGGCUUUUUCCGAUUGAGUCUAAUCUAAAGAAAGUUGAUUAAAGCAUCAAUUUGGACAUUAAGUAAAAUAUGAAUAUGUUGUAUUGAUGUAAGCUGCAUAUCUUUGAAAUAGAGUUUGACAGGAUGUGGUUGAUUUUCUCUGUGGAGAAGUUAUUAAACUCAGCUGGUGUCCAGUAAACUGAAGA